AGUAUUAAUAUGAUAAAAUAUGUUCAUGAUCGUGGGUGGAAAACAGUACUGCAUCUAAUAUUAUGAUCCAUUAAUUGCUUGAUUUGUUCAUUUUUCACGGGACAGUGAACGCAUCUCACCUUUUCCAGCGCGUCUUUGUGACGUAUUGUCACGUGGUUUUGCUUCGUCCCUCUUUCGUUGGAGAUUAGAUUUGCUAAGCUAACCGAGCUAACAAACCUCACGUCUUCUUUCUUAGCCUUUUUUUUCGAACCACAGAAGCGGUGAAGACACGAGUGGCAACUAAAGACCCGGCGAAGAUUAUUUCACAUCCCUACCGGCGACGUUUCUCUCCGCUCCCGGAGAAAAGUGUGAGCCGCCAUGUACAAUGGCAUCGGCCUGACCACUCCCCGGGGCAGCGGCACCAAUGGCUAUGUGCAGCGCAACCUGUCCACGGUGCGGGCCAAGCGGCCUCGUGACGACCGCGGUGGCGAGCGGGACGAGAAGGACCGGGAGCGGCUGGAGAGUCAACUCAACCGGCAGCCCAAUGCCGACAUCCUUGAGCACCAGAGGAAGCGGCAGCUGGAGGUGGAGUGUGCUAAGUUUCAGGACAUGAUGGAGGAGCAGGGAUACUCGGUAGAGGAGAUUGAGGAGAAGGUGAACAGCUUCAGAAUGAUGCUGCAGGAAAAGCAGCAGCCGCCUCCUUCCGCCGCCGGUGACAAAGCCAGCGUGACAGAAACUCACGCCCUGGCGGCGGCCAACCAGCAGAAGAACGACCGCCUUCGCGCAGCCUUCGGCAUCUCCACUGACUAUGUGGACGGUUCGUCUUUCCACGCCGACCGUAAGGAGAAGGAGAAGGAGAAGCGGGAGCAGGAGCGUCUGGAGAGGGAAAGGCAGCAGCAACAACAACAGCAGCAGCAGCAGAAAUACACGCUGGUGGAGGACUCAGACGAGUCAGGUUCCCCACCAAAGAAACGCAGUCGGAAGAAGAAAAAGAAGAAUAAGAAGAGAGCCGGCUCACAGAGUCCCUCACCGGCUCCUCGCCGAGAGAAAAAAUCAAAGAAGAAGAAGAAACGUGAGUCCACAGUGGAGGAAGAAGAAGAAGAAGAAAGUUCCUCCGAUGAGAAGCAGAAGAAGGCCUCAAAGAAGAAGAAGAAGCGAGCGGGUAAAAGUCCCACAAAGACAAAGGCGGCACCACAGCGGAGCAUCUCGUCCAGUUCGUCCCGAAGUCGCUCGCCUCUGCCGGUGCGGUCACGUCAACGCAAGAUGCAGGAAGUUGACAACGGGCGCAGGCCAAGAUCUCCAGACAGGAGACGAGGCCGCGACGAACAAGGUCCGCGACGCCGAGGAAGCGACGAGAAAGAGAAAGGGAGGACAAUGGCCUCCCUUCCCAGGAGGAGACGAGACUCUUCCUCACCAUCCUCUCCUCCGCAGACGGACAGAAGGAAAGAGACGGAGAGGAGAAAAGAGAGACUAAGCGAAAGGUUGCGUUCACGCAGUAAAGAGACGGACAAGAGAAAGAGGGACAACGUGAAGGACACCCGGAGAAGAUCCAGGAGCAAAGAAACGGACAAGCAGAGAGGUAGAAGAUCAAGAAGUCCAGAAAGUGGCAAAGACAAAGGAUGGGCAAGGCGAUCAGGGAGCAGCGAAAAGCGGGAAAAAGCAAAGCUGUGUCCUCCCCAGAGAAUGAGACACGACUCCUCUUCUCCUUCACCUCCCAAAGUUGAUGCCAGGAGUGGUCACAGCAGAAGAGCGCAACGUGAGGAAGAGAGGGACGCCGGGAAGCGGGACACACAGACCAGACACAACUCCUCUUCUCCUUCACCUUCCAAAGUGAACAGCAGGAGUGGUCGCAGCAAAGGAACGCAACGAGAGGACGAGAGGAAUGCUGGGAAGCAGGACACACGAAGCAGACAUGACUCCUCUUCACCUUCACCUCCCAAAGUGGACACCAGGACUGGUCACAGCAGAGGAGAGGUAGAGAGGAACGCCAGGAAGCACGACACAAGAACCAGACACGAGUCCUCUUCACCUUCCCCUCCCAAAGUGGACACCAGGAGUGGUCGCAGCACGGGAGCGCAACGAGAGGAAGAGAAGAAUGGCGGGAAGCAGGACACACGGACCAGACACGACUCCUCUUCGCCUUCUCCUCCCAAAGCGGACGCCAGGAGUGGUCGCAGCAGAGGAGCGCAACGGGAGGAAGAGAGGAACGCUGGGAAGCGAGACACGCAGACCAAAUACGACUCCUCGUCCCAGUCUCCUGAGAGGGGGAACAGAGGAGAUGCAAUGCAGACAUCCAGGAGUAAAGAAGCUGCAAAUAGAGCAGACACCUCUUCUCGUCCUCCUCCGCCACCCUUCAAUGGACGCCAGGAAAAAAGCAGAGAAGAUGGAAGCAGGAAGUCAGACGAGGCAACAGAAUUUCAACGAAAACCUGACACCAGGACCAGAAGUCCUCCAGAGAUGCAGGCGCAGGAUCAAAAAGAAUGCAGCAGUGAUAGUGACUCCUCUUCAUCGUCAUCCUCGUCAUCUUCAUCCUCGUCAUCCUCAUCUUCAUCAUCCGAAGAUGAAGACCAACCCAAGGCCAGAGAAAACAGAAAGUCGUCUUCUAUCAAAGUGGCCGUUCAAAGGUUUGUCACCAACGGACGCGCCGAGAGCUCACAGCAACCCAAAAGACCCCCCGAGCAGGCAGAAGAUGACAAAGAGCGGCCCCCCAACAGAGCCCCCGUGGAUCCUCCUCCAGGCAAAAAUCACCAGGACCGCCGUAGUCCGCGAGAGAAGCCGACCAGGAGGUCCCGCUCUCCCCCGACUUACCGUGUCACCCCACCAAAGCAGUACCAGGACCCCCUACCCCGCUCGAGGAGAAGUAGUCCUCCUCCGGCCCGCCUCAGGGACCGGGAGUGGGACCGGGACCGAGGAUGGGAACGGACCGCCAGACGCAGCAGGUCCAGGACUAGGAGCCCCAGAAGGCACAGCCCUCUGCUUAGGGGGCGCCGCCCUUCUUCGCCAUCCCACAGACGACAGAGCAGUCGCUCGCCAAUCAGGAGGCGAACGAGUUAUUCACCAUUGCCGCCACGGAAGAGGCGAACCAGUCGGUCUCCUUCGCAAUCAGUAAGGAGGAGGACCAGUCGUUCACCAAUAAGGAGGCGAACUAGUCGUUCACCAGUUAGGCGGCAAGCUAGUCGCUCGCCAAUGGGAAAGCAGACCAGUCAUUCACCAAUGAAGAAGCGGACCAGUCGCUCGCCAAUGGGAAAGCGAACCAGUCGCUCGCCAAUGGGAAAGCGGACCAGUCGCUCGCCAAUGAGGAAGCGGACCAGUCGCUCGCCAAUGAGGAGGCGCACCAGUCGCUCGCCAGUGAGGAGGCGCACCAGUCGCUCGCCAGUGAGGAGGCGCACCAGUCGCUCCCCAGUGAGGAGGCGCACCAGUCGCUCGCCAGUGAGGAGGCGCACCAGUCGCUCGCCAGUGAGGAGGCGCACCAGUCGCUCGCCAGUGAGGAGGCGGAGCAGUCGCUCGCCAGUGAGGAGGCGGAGCAGUCGCUCCCCAGUGAGGAGGCGGAGCAGUCGCUCGCCAAUGGGCAGGCGGACCAGUCGCUCGCCAAUGGGCAGGCGUCCGAGUCGCUCGCCGGUGGGAAAGCGGACCAGUCGCUCGCCAGUGAGAAGGCAGAUGAGUUGCGUGAGUCGCUCGCCAAUGGGAAGGCGAACCAGUCGCUCGCCAAUACCGAUGCGGAGCAGUCGUUCGCCAAUGGGGAAACGGACCAGUCGCUCACCAUCGCCGUCAGUUAGGAGGCGGCCCAGUCGCUCGCCAUUGCCUCCAAAAGGGAGCGGGCCAACCAGUCGCUCGCCUUCGGCGCCAGUGAGGAAGUGGACCAGUCGCUCGCCAAAGGGGACUGAUCACUCUGCAUCCUCAGAAGGCGCCAGGAAGCAAGAUAGCGAAGCAGACAAGCCUCGAGGUAGGCAGGAGCAGCAAACGCCGCCGGGGAAAGACGCUCGGCAGCCCAGCAGAUCGUCGUCCUCGUCUUCGUCUUCAUCUUCCUCCUCCUCCUCCGACUCCUCGUCAUCAUCCUCCUCCUCGUCAUCUUCACCUUCGCCAAACAGGAAAGAUGUGAACCCUCCGGAGGGGGAGAAGAAAAACCAGCAGGAAGACGAGAGACGAGAGUAUAGGACUCUGAAAAGCGGAUGCGACUCGUCGUCUCGUGCGGCGGUGCGAGGCUCCGGAGACCAAUCGGAGCACAGCGAGUCGUCAAGAGCCACGAACAGGAAGUCAUCGCCACCUGCGGCCUGUCCUCCGGUCCGGCAGGAAGUGGUCUCUGAGCACGGCGUCGGGAAGGAAUUGAACAAGAAAGAAAGCAGGAGCAGCAGCUCCUCCUCCUCUUCCUCUUCCUCCUCUUCCUCCUCCUCCUCUUCCUCCUCCUCUUCAGACAACUCCGACUCGGAGGCACAGCCAGGAAAAGGGAAAGCUAAAGCUAGGAGUUCCGGAUCGUCAUCCUCCUCUAACACUGAAAAAGACGAGAAGGACAAGAGGCUUCCGGCAGACUCCCUGCGAGAUUCUCGCUCUCUGAGCUAUUCUCCUCCUCGACACAUGCGACGGGCGCCCGCCUCGCCGGGACGCAAGUCAGGCGGUCGGACCCGCUGAUCGCCACUGCUGACCCAGAAUGUGAACUUUGACCUUGAACGAGCUCCUCCUCCUCAUCGCCGACGGCAGGAAGUGAAGCAACCGGAACAGGAAGUGAAGACACGCCCGCUACACAAUACUUCCUGUUGUCGUGACAGCCCUUCACAGUAUGGAUGCGUCAUGUGACUUCUGCUAUACUCGUCAUGUCCUCUCACUUGACGUCCUUAGUUUCGUUGUGGUCCCUUGAGAUGAUGAUAAUAAAGUUAAUUGUACAUUUUAUUGCUGUGCAAUUGGUUGCCAUCGCCAUCCCUUUUUCGGUUAUUCCUUUUUAAGGAUUUGAAAAUAAACCAACUUCUUUAGUUCCUUUUGUGGCUCUGAUGGAUGUUGGUGUGAAAUGUGCUUGUCUAUCAGUCCAAGGAUGAAAACUAAAUGUAUUGUCUUUUUUUCUUCUUCUUCUUCUUUUUAAUAAAAACGGAACCGUUGGUCAAUCGUUGGGACAAAUUUGACAGAUAUGAGAAAAACCGCCGACACUUUCAUUUCCUCAAAAUUAACCUCAUGGAUUGUUCACUUAACGUCAGAUAAAUGACACCAUGGGAAAAGUAUAUGGAUACCAAGUAAAUCAAGCCCCUUUAAUUCUAGGAUGUGGCCUAAAAUGUAAAAGGAGUAAAUAAAAUGUUUUAAACUUUU
This is a messenger RNA of Phyllopteryx taeniolatus (common seadragon), 5271 nucleotides long. It is a transcript of the gene srrm2, whose product is annotated as serine/arginine repetitive matrix 2. The coding region runs from base 358 to 4605 and encodes 1415 amino acids. The record is from RefSeq and is a predicted model, not a curated record. NCBI's taxonomy places the organism in Eukaryota, Metazoa, Chordata, Actinopteri, Syngnathiformes, Syngnathidae. The transcript is spliced from 13 exons.